Molecule: messenger RNA, 3222 nt
Organism: Closterium sp. Naga37s-1
Lineage: Eukaryota; Viridiplantae; Streptophyta; Zygnematophyceae; Desmidiales; Closteriaceae
Source: the annotation of a GenBank genome assembly
AGAUGUCAAGCAACCAACUGUCUGCCAGCAUUCCCGCUACCAUCAGCACACUCACCCAAGUUUCUCGCCUGUCGCUCGGGGGUAAUCAGCUCACGGGUUCAAUUCCUGUGGAAAUUGGCUCUCUACUAUCUCUGGCAUCUCUACGUUUCAAGCAACCAGCUAUCUGGCAGCAUACCUGCUGCCAUCAGCACACUCACCCAAAUUUCUCACCUGUUGCUUGGGAGUAGUCAGCUCACGGGUUCAAUCCCUGUGGAAAUUGGCUCUCUACUAUCUCUGGCAUCCCUCUCUUUCUACUUCAACAUGCUGACAGAAUCUUUUCCCUCCUCCAUCACGAAGCUCACUGCUCUUACUUUUUUCAGUCUCUAUGGCAAUCGGCUCAGUGGCUCAAUUCCUGCUGAGAUUGGUAACAUGACAAAACUAGCAUUCCUGUCACUCGCCUUCAACCAGCUGUAUGGGAGCAUACCAAGUACUCUCACCCAGCUCACGCAGCUCACAUUCUUAGACCUCUCUCACAACUUCCUCACAGGCCGCGCACUGAAGCCCCUUGCUGCGCUAACCCUGGAUCUCUCCAGCAAUUUCCUCUCGGGCCCUCUGCCCGACGGGGCAUGCCAGCCUCGCUCUUUUGAUGCCAACUGCUUCACGUUGCCGCUUGGCUGUGCCUCAGUGCCGCAGCGACAGGAGGCUGCAUGCAAUGCAUUCUGUGGCGUCUCCUCUGCUGCUGGUGCUACUGCUGCUGCUGCGUGUGGAGGACAUGGGGUGUGCUAUCCAGAGGGGGCUAGCUUGGCACCCACAUGUCUGUGUGAUGCGGGAUUCGUGCAAUUUGGAGGGAUCACCUGUGUUGCUCAAGGGCAGAACAAAAACUACUCAAGCAGUCAGGCGGUUCUCCCACCAGCAUCUAUACUCACCAGGGGGGGGCAGUGCGAGACGAAGGGGAACUUCACCGCAGAGCCGGUGAAGUUGUUUGUGUACGAGGCACACCAGGGACUGUCGCGGUGUGGGCUGCAGCUCGCCUUUCACGCCAACUUCACCUUCUCCCUCUCGCCUCGAUCUGGCCACGUGGGCUUCAACGGCUUAGCGUUUGUCAUCUCGGCAACGGACCAGGUGGGGAGUGGCGCUGGUGUGGGGUAUGGUGGAAUGGACACACGGAGCAUGGCGGUGGAGUUUGACACUCUGCGGAACAAGGAGCACGGCGACAUGAGCAGCCAGCAUGUGGGGCUGAACGUUCGAGGCGAGGACAAAUCUCUAGUCGCUGUGAGGUCGCCCUUCCCUUUGAGCAACAGGAAGGCGUACACGGCGUGGGUGGACUAUGAGCCAGGAGACCCCGGCACCAUCCAGGUCUUCCUGGCUGACUCGCAGGAGAAGCCGCAGCAGGCGGUGCUGGAGUGGAGGCUGGCGCUGUGUGAGGUGCUGCAGGGUGCAGUUGAUCAGCCCGCCUUCUUCUUUGGCUUCGUGGCGUCCACCACUGUGAAGCCGUUUCAGCGGCAUGUCAUUCUUGAAUCGACAGUGGAUACAGGCCUUCCUGCUUCUCCCCGAACAGUCACACGUAAUACAGCCUAUGGCCUGCAGCUAUCAACGAACACAUACAUGCCAGCACGGGCCAGCCCCUUCCCGCGCUAUGUGAGUGCGGACUACCGUGUUGCGCCCAGCAAGCAGGACUCGUGGGUCAUCAGCGACUUCCACUCCUGGGACUCCGUGCCCUUCCUUGGCUGGCCCGUCAAGGACCAAAGAGACUGCAGUGCUUGUUGGGCGUUUGCGCUGGUGGCGAGUGUGGAAGCGGCAUACGGCAUUGCCUUGAAUGCACAGGCACCGCAGCUAUCAGUGGAGUCACUCUUUGCAGCCAUGGGGCUCACCUCCGAAGCUGACAAGUGCAGCACGGGGGGCUCCCCCACCGAGGCGUUGGAAAGGCUUCUCAUGCUGCCUCGCGGUGGAGUCACAGAGGUUGGAGCGCCUAAAAGGGAGUACCCUAUUCACGGCUUUGAGCACACAAGGUUCAAGGGGUUUGUGGGGCUCAUGCUGGCAGUGCGAAGACAGCCAGUGGUGGUUCACAUAGAGGCUUCUGCUCCGAGUUUUGCACAAUAUGACGGGACCUUCAAGUACCAGGAUCCUGGCUGCUAUACCGGCAGACUGGACCACGUUGUACUCGUUAUUGGAUACUUCAUCUUGAGAAAUGACGGCAGCCAAAAUCGCAUUGCGCCUCCAUUUUGGAUCAUCCGCAACUCGUGGGGAGUGGAGUGGGGUGACCGCGGCCACAUGCGCAUGGACAUCCAGGGAGGGGAUGGCGUGUGUGGCAUCAACGUGCUGCCUGGCAUCUACCCCAUAGUCAAGAUCCCUAAGGACCCUUGCGGCCAGAGGAGCUUCAAGGGUGAUGGUGACCUGCAGCCCAGCAUGAACCCGUGUGGGCGGUUCACAUGCCGGGCUAACUUACGGAACAACAGCAAUUCGUGUGACUGUUCCAUUCCAAACGAAUCUAAGCAGCCAUUUGUUCAAGUUGCAAACGGACAUGGCUCUCAAACGUGUGCUUACUUGGACGUGUGUGGGUCUGACUUGAAGAACCCAUGCUACGUGGGCGCAUGCAUCAACGAUGGCAAGGGCUCCUACUCCUGCAUCUGCCCCCCCAACUACGUUGAAAGCACAACCAUUGACAGCCUCCCCACCUGCGACCCAGCCAACAUCACAGCCAGCACCCUCGCAGUGAGUGGGAGCAACUGGUGGUGCCCCGAUGUCCUCUCUAUUGUGGGCCUCUCACUUCCCCAAUUCACACAGCAGAAUAAGGGCAUUGACUGCAAUCAGGCUUUGCCUCGUGACAUGUUGCUUCAGCUGGGAAUUCCUCUCCUCGUUCCCUGCACUGCGUUCUUCUACACCCUCAGUGGCGACACAUGCUGGUCCAUCAGCGCCCAGCUGUUCCUCACCACCAGCAACCUCACGGCACUCAAUCCCGGCCUUGACUGCUCUGAGCCCAUCAAGGCGGGCCGCUCUCUGUGCGUCGAGCGAAACGCCACCUUCGCCUUCACUGUGCCUCGGUGCCUUCGUUACGGCGUGCUUACAGCACAGAACACGUGUGAACGCCUGCUGCUGGAGGCGGGGAGUGAGGACGACCCAACGGGGGCUGGAAAGGUGAACGCUGUGCGCUGGGCUGAGCUGUACCGCAACAAUCCCGGCCUCAUCUGCUCGAGUGUCAUCCCGGUCUCCGCCUCUGCUGUUGGCAGCAACACUGGCGUGCAG